Molecule: messenger RNA, 4122 nt
Organism: Cornus florida
Lineage: Eukaryota; Viridiplantae; Streptophyta; Magnoliopsida; Cornales; Cornaceae
Product: pentatricopeptide repeat-containing protein At1g53600, mitochondrial-like
Exons: 5
Coding region: 350-2500 (716 amino acids)
Biological process (GO): RNA modification
Molecular function (GO): protein binding; RNA binding
Source: RefSeq, a predicted model, not a curated record
UUUCAUUGUGGCAUUUGGAACAGAAAGAACUACUCUCACUCUCCUUUGCUAUGGACACUUCACACUGCCAAGGACGGCCAUUCAAAAUUUUGAGGCCCAUAGGGAAUGUAAUAGGACAAGUCUUGGUUGGCUUGGCUCAAAUUUUAGAGGCCUCAAAGGGAAUGGAAAAGAACAAAAAAAAAAAAAAAAAGUUAGGGCAAGUUUCAGACGACACAAUCUGCUUCGACACUCCGCAGAGUGCAGCCUCCGCUAUCGCCCCAGGUGACAAGGGCCUCACAUUUGAAUGUUCAACUAGGGCCUCUCUAAAUAUUUGGAAUCUCAGGGCCGGCCCUGCACACUGCUGUAAAUCAUGCUAGCGAUACGAACUUACAUUCAUGUCUAUAUACGCCGCUCUUGUAUCAAACCACUAUUUCUGACCCUUUAUUCAACUUCCACCACUCAAAGCCUCGCAAAACCCAUUAUCACAUCCAGUAAAUUUCAAGUUUAUUGCAACUCCCAGAUAUCGAAAAAUGGAAGAAAUGGUAAUAUCAUUGAAGCCGAGGCGAUUUUCAAUCGCAUGCCCAACAAAAAUAUCAUCUCUUGGACAGCAAUGCUUACUGCGUAUGCUGAGAAUGGACAAAUCAAAAAAGCUCGAAACGUGUUCAACGAAAUGCCCGAAAGAAGUGUUGCGUCGUGGAAUGCGAUGAUCACGGCUUAUAUACGCAACAUCCCUGGGAUUGAUGGUGCUAGUGAAUUGUUUCAGCGGAUGCCUGAUAGAAAUGCGGUUUCUUAUGCUGCAAUGAUCACAGGUUUUGUUCAGGCAGGGAUGUUGAACAGGGCUGAGGAAUUGUAUGCGGAGACGCCUGUAAUUUGGCGUGAACCUGUUUGUUCGAAUGCAUUGAUUUCUGGGUAUUUGAAGAAGGGUAAAUUAGAAAAGGCAGUUCAGGUUUUUGAUAAUAUGGUGCAGAAAGAUGUGGUUUCUUGGAGCUCAAUGGUUGAUGGGUAUUGCAAAGCGGGAAGAAUUGGGGAAGCAAAAGAAUUGUUUGAUAGGAUGCCGGAACGAAAUGUGGUUUCUUGGACCGCGAUGAUUAAUGGAUAUCUGAAGAUAGGGUGUUUUGAAGAUGGGUUUGGAUUAUUCUUGCAAAUGAGACGUGAAGGUAUUGUAAGAAUUAAUUCUACUACACUAACCAUAAUUUUUGAAGCAUGUGGAAACCUUGGUAGAUAUCGAGAAGGAAUUCAGAUGCAUGGGAUGAUUUUGCCUGUGGGAUUCAACUUUGAUGUCUUCUUAGGGAAUUCUAUGAUGAACAUGUAUUCUAGGUUUGAUUGUAUAGAUGCAGCUAUUAGAAUUUUUCAUAUGAUGAGCAGAAAAGAUGUGGUUUCUUGGAAUUCCAUAAUUGCUGGUUAUGUUCAAGCUGGUGAAAUUGAAGAAGCUUACGAACUUUUUAACAAGAUGCCGGAAAAAGAUGUAGUUUCUUGGACAACCAUGAUUACCGGAUUCUCAAACAAAGGUUGGACAGGAAAGUCCGUUGAGUUGUUUAAAAGCAUGACUGAGAAAGAUGAUAUUGCUUGGACCGCUGUUAUUUCAGGCUUUGUGAAUAACGAAGAAUAUGAGGAGGCUAUCCGCUGGUUCAUUCAGAUGCUUCAGACGGCAAUCAGGCCGAAUCCUCUUACGUUAAGCAGUGUGCUCAGUGCUUCAGCAAGUAUGGCAACAUUAAACCAAGGGCUGCAACUCCAUGCUCAUGUUGUAAAAAUGGAUACUGAAUUUGAUUUGUCCAUUCAAAAUUCACUGAUUGCAAUGUAUUCUAAAUGCGGAAAUGUUGAUGAUGCUUACAAGGUCUUCAUAAAUGUUAGUGCCCCAAAUGUUAUAUCUUUUAACUCGAUGAUAACUGGGUUUGCACAAAAUGGGCUUGGGAAAGAAGCACUUAAGUUAUUUAAUGAGAUGCAGAACAAAGGCCAGGAACCUAACCAAAUUACCUUCCUCGGUGUCCUUUCCGCGUGUACCCAUGUGGGGCUAGUAGAUGAAGGAUGGCACUACUUCAAAUCUAUGAAAUCCUCAUAUGAGACUGAACCGGGGCCAGAUCACUAUGCUUGUAUGGUGGAUCUCCUUGGCCGAGCUGGGUUGUUGGAUGAAGCUAUUAAUUUGAUCAAAUCAAUGCCAAUUAAGCCCCAUUCUGGGGUUUGGGGAGCUCUACUUGGUGCAAGCAGUACCCAUUUACGUCUUGAUCUUGCAAAGCUUGCGGCUGAACGCCUUUUUGAGUUGGAGCCCAAUAAUGCAACUGCUUAUGUGGUCUUGUCCAACAUAUAUUCAGUUGCAGGAAAGAGGAAAGAUGAGGAACGAGUGAGAGUAACCAAGAAAUCAAAAGGGAUAAGAAAGGCACCAGGUUGUAGUUGGAUUAUGGUGAAGGACCAGGUUAAUUUGUUCCUUGCAGGAGAUGAGUCUCAUAUUAACUUUGAGGAGAUUAAAAGUACAUUAUGGAUAAUCAUGGAUGAAAUGAGACAAAUGCGCUGUCACCAAAAAUGAUUGUUAUCAUGGCUUUCCAAUCUGUAAAUGAAGUAUAAGAAAUCAAUGGAAGCUCUCCUGUAGUAGGUUGUCUAGGUUUCCCUGUUCUUAGGCUGAACUAAGGAGAGCUGAUCUUCAGGUUUUGGGCCUUUUGUCUGAAAUCAAAAUUUCUUUGGAGGCUAUAUCUUCUGAUAACUGAGAACUGGAAGAAGACUGAUGCAAAUAGGAUAAUGAAGAUUGUAUACCUUUAAAGAAGAAACACACAUUGCAACUACUCCUAGACUAUGGCAGGUUGAAUUAAAACUAGUUGUUCAUGCUUUGAUGGAACUAUUUGGAAAGCUGGUUUUUGAGGGUGUCUGAGCAGAGCUCCUUGUGAACAUUGAGGUGAAUGGAGUACAGAAUAGAAGGGGCAUAAACCUUCAAUCUUGAAGUGAUGUUCGAGACAUCAGCAUCUGACUCCCACUUCUGAAACCUUAUCUCUUGUUUUUGGUGUGAAGUCAAGCAGUAGCUUGUGAUGUUUCAUCAUAACUUACCCGUGGGCAUCCUUGAGGACUUUCGUGCAAAGAGAAUAUUUUUGGCACCUUUAAAGUUCUACAGGUUGUCAUACUUCUUAAAAUCUGAUGCUCACAUAAGUGGCAAGUAUCGUCAUUCCUUGGGAAGUGGGUGGUUUCUUGAGUUCUUAUUUUUGCUCGACAUCCUACACAUUUACAAGGCCAAUUGUAAAAAGUUUUAUCCAUGUAAACCUGAGCACUUGAGACAUGGCAUCUCUUGCCCGGACUCUUCCACUCUUUUGGCUCCAGUCUCUCAACCCAGUCUGUCUUCCUCUAUCCAUCCCUUCGGUCUUUAUGGAUGUUGACUGGAUCCUUUGAUACUUUACACAAACAGACAGAAAUACAAGAUGCUUUUUAGUGAAGAUGUGAUUUCAGAGCUUGCACAUAGACGCUGCUGGUUUCAAAAUUGCCUAAAGGCCCAACAAUUGAAGUGAGAAAUUACAGAAUCAGGUAUACUGAUAAGAGUGACAGCUUCAACUUUGUUGUUAUAUUGGGUGUUCUGUUAACUGGUAGAGACCCAAUGGAUCCAUUCUUUGAGGGAGCAGUCACUGGGGGAAGUUUGGGACGGUGGCUUCGGCGUCUGCAACAAGAGGGGGAGGCCCGAGAAGCAUUAGAUAGAAGUAUCUCUGGGGAAGAAGUAGGAGAAGAUGAGAUGCUGAUGGCAGUGAGAAUUGCUGUCGUAUGCCUAUCUGAUUUGCCUGCGGAUUGACCAUCCAGCGAUGAACUUGUUUCAAUGCUCACCCAACUGCAUAGUUUCUGAAAUAAUGUUCUCUGAUUUGUCAUGAUGAAAUGAUGGAAAAGUCUUCUCAGAUUUCUCAAAAUUCUGGUAGUACCAGUCCAGUGAGAAAUGAUUUUGAGAUAGUGCAAAACCAACUAUCAGGAAAGGAUAUCCCCGUGGGUUUGGACAUGGUUUCGUGAUUCCAAGCCAUCAAUGUGCAUCCUCAUCUUAUGAAGAGGCUUUUAGUAAAAGAGCAGAAAUUGUUGAGGAAAAUAAUGUACAACUGAAUGUCUUUGUAUUUAGUUUAAAAUGAUGCUCUGAUUUUUGAACAUGUUGGAAGAGGUUUAAAGUUUAUUUUUAUAUUCUACUUGUCA